This is a messenger RNA of Dreissena polymorpha, 2778 nucleotides long. Its product is annotated as atrial natriuretic peptide receptor 1-like. Gene Ontology annotation, molecular function: ATP binding; peptide receptor activity; guanylate cyclase activity. Bases 1 to 2778 code for a protein of 925 amino acids. The record is from RefSeq and is a predicted model, not a curated record. Gene Ontology annotation, biological process: protein phosphorylation; receptor guanylyl cyclase signaling pathway; cGMP biosynthetic process. Lineage: Eukaryota; Metazoa; Mollusca; Bivalvia; Myida; Dreissenidae. The transcript has 23 exons.
AUGGUGUAUGCAGCCAUGCGCCUUCUGCACGUGCUCCUCGUGCAUGGGUGGCACGGGUUCGACAACACGGAGUACCACUGCUGGGACCUGGCGGCCAGCGAUGCCAACCCCACCGUGGCCCCAUGCGAGGGGUUCCAGAUCCAGUGGCUGGACAAGCCGGACGGGGCGAUCACCACACAGGAAGAGUUUGAAGUAACAUUCCAGCUGAUCGUUUCAGACGACUUUUACACGUUUUCUUACAACAGCGGCUACUUUGCAGGCAUCCCCGUGGCGUCCGACAACGUGAGUGCCGCAAAGAACUGGUGCGAGACGACGCAGUGUCCUGAAGCGAAGCUGGCUACGAAGACCAACUGCUGCGUAUGGCACGUGAACGUACACUCCUGCCCCAAGGCUGAGAUAACGGGAAAGAACGGCCUGUGUGGGCCAUGGAUAUCCCCCAGCGGACAGACCUUUACACACUCUGAUGUUAUCGUCGGCCCGAUCACCAAGAGCAACUGGACGUGUCAUAUAGCCGGUCUGUACAGCACUGGCGUAACGUCACUCAUUGCGCACUUCCGUGUCGCCGGUCUGCAGAUCGUACUGGAGACAGAGGUCACGGUUUCGCCACGAGCAGUGUGCGGCGACGACCUGUGUAACGAUGCCGAAGGGGAAACUUGCGAGACGUGUCCCAAGGACUGCGGCAAGUGUCCCCUCAAGGGCUGGCAGAUAGGAAUCAUAGCAGCCUUCUCUUUCCUCGCUGUGCUAGCGGCAGUGGCCGUCGUCAUCUAUAUUCAAAUUCAAAAACGAAAGCUACUGUGGGACGAAAGUUGGAUUAUUCCAUUUGAAGACAUCAAGGAAGAUCAUGGCCAUGGCGGGUUCGGCAGCGUGCUUGGAAGCACAAUGGGUCUUAGCACCGCCGGAAGUGACGGUGGACACAGCAUAGCGGCGUCGGCGGCCGCCAGACAACUUUUCGUCAGGACCGCCAUGAUUCGCGGACGCACUGUGGCUGUACGUCCAGUAAAGAAAAAGGACUUCUCCCUUACCACAGAUGUCCGCCGCGAGGUCAGGGCAGUCCGGGAGUGUGACCAUACCAACCUGUGCAAGUUCAUAGGCGCCAGCAUUGUGGCGCCGAACAUCCGGAUCCUCACAGAGUACUGCCCCAAGGGGAGCCUCAGUGACGUGCUUCUCAAUGACGAUGUCCCGCUCAACUGGUCAUUCCGGUUUUCGUUCGCGACUGACAUUGCAAGGGGUAUGCAGCAUCUUCACACGCACAGACUAAUGCACGGACAACUCAAGUCCAACAACUGCGUCGUGGACGACAGGUGGACCGUCAAGGUCGCAGAUUUCGGUCUCAAGACGCUACGCAAAAACGAUGACGUCAUGCUAGACGGCAAUGUCUACUAUGGUGACGAUGACGACUACAAAGACACCAAUGAUGCGUUUUACCAGAACAAGCGCGCCAAAAUAUACGUGGCACCCGAGCAUGCGCGCUCAGAGGAGUUCGAGCCGACGGCUGCGGGGGAUGUUUACGCUUUCGCUAUCAUUCUGAUUGAGAUAGCCACCCGGAAUGAUCCAUUCGGGGACGAAGACGCCAUGACGGUGCCGGAGUGCUGGAAGCCGCCACUUCCGGACCUCUCACCGGAAGCCAGCGAGACCAAGGACGACAUCUGCCCCUGCUCUCAACACUACCUGCAUCUUAUCGACGACUGCUGGAACGAUGACCCGCUCAGCAGACCUUCCUAUGACGUCAUCAAGAAGACGCUGCAUCGGAUCAACCCUAGCAAACUGAGCCCGGUGGACCUCAUGAUGGCCAUGAUGGAGAAGUACUCCAAGCACCUGGAGGCUAUAGUGGCAGAGCGGACGCAGGACCUCGUGGCAGAGAAAGCCAAGACGGACCGACUACUAUACAGUAUGUUACCCAGGGCCGUUGCAGACGAGCUGAGACACGGCAAGUCCAUCGAAGCGAAAUAUUACGACGCGUGCACCAUCUACUUCAGCGACAUUGUGGGAUUCACGACCAUUUCCGGCGGAAGUACGGCCAUGCAAGUGGUUUGCCUCCUCAACAAACUCUACAUCACGUUUGAUGAGAUUAUCGACAAGUACAAUGUCUACAAGGUGGAGACCAUUGGCGACGCAUACAUGGUGGUAUCCGGUAUCCCGCUGGUGACUGCGAGCCACGCCCAGGAAGUGGCGGACAUGUCUCUGGACCUCGUGGAGGCGUGCCGGAAUUUCAUCAUCCCUCACAUGCCCGGGGAGCCUCUCAGGAUCAGAGUCGGCCUACACUCAGGUUCGGCGUGUGCAGGUGUGGUUGGCCUCAAGAUGCCGCGCUACUGUCUGUUUGGAGACACUGUGAAUACCGCCAGUAGGAUGGAGUCAAAUGGAGAAGCUUACAAGAUCCACAUCAGCAACUACACCUAUGAAGAAUUGCUGAAGUGCAACAAAUACGUGCUGGAAAAACGCGGCACAAUCCCAGUCAAGGGAAAAGGUGACAUGGUUACCUGGUGGUUACACGGAUAUGACCCAAGAUUCCUCACUGAGCGCGCCGAAGUACAGGAAUUAUCUGCAAAAGAAGACGAGAACCAGAACAGCCGAGCCUCUAUCCGAGAACCCCCGUUGCCAAUUAAUAACACAUCUGAGUUUGAUGGCCAACAUUUCAUUGAAUGUAAAGCCGACGAACCUGAGGAGAAAUACCGCCGCAUCAGUAAGAUCAGCACUGCCACGUUCGACUCGGGCUUCACGGACAAGUAUGAUGACGUCAUUAUUGACGUCGCAGUAGCGGACAGCGUCAACGAUUUGUAA